UAAAUCUAAACCAGAAAAGAAAAGAAGGAAUUCGGCAACGAAGAAGUUGUCCAUCGCUUUCUUUCAUCUUCCAUCAAUGGCAACCGCGUUGAAUAUUACGCCAAUCGCUAAUCGCCAUCGCUGCCGUAUGCGUCUCUCUCAUUAUAUAUAUAUAUACAAUCCUUUCAUCAUCAUCAUCCUGUAUUCUGAUCGCAGCAAACAUGAGUGAAUCUAAACAACCGCACCUGAACGGAGCAUACUACGGUCCAUCAAUUCCGCCGCCGUCCACCAAAUACCACCGGCCAGGCCGUGGAUCUGGUUGCGGUUGUCUCUGUAACUGUCUCUUCAGUCUCAUUUUCAAAAUCAUCUGCACAAUCGUAGUCACAAUCGGAAUCAUAAUCUUAGUUCUCUGGCUCGUUUUCCGUCCAAACAAAGUUAAAUUCUACGCAACAGAAGCGAAUCUGACUCAAUUCGAUCUUUCAACCACGAACAACACUUUGUAUUACAAUCUCGCUUUGAAUCUCAGGAUUCGAAACCCUAACAAACGAGUCGGAGUCUACUACGAUAGAAUUGAAGCGAGCGGUUACUACGAAGACCAUCGCUUACAAACUAACGAAGUGGAGAGGUUUUAUCAGGGACAUAAGAACACUGCCGAUGUGAAAACAACGUUUCAGGGGGAAAACAUAGUGGUUUUGCAGAAUCGGAUGGAUUACGAAUUGGAGAAAAGAGAGGGAAUUUAUAGUAUUGAUGUGAAACUUAGACUUCGAAUCAGAUUGAAGGCGUGGUGGUUUAAGACGCCGAGAUUUACUACAAAGGUUGAAUGCGAUCUGAGGGUUCCUAUGAACAACAACAACAAUGGCGGAAACUCGAACUCGUUUCAGAGCACGAGGUGUGAUAUUGAUUGGUAAUGAGUUGACUCACUGGUUAUUCGUUUUAAUUCUGCUCUUCGUUCCUAUUGUUAUAUAUAUAUUAUUAUUGUAUCAUUAUUUUGGAGCUUGUGAAUAAAUAACGCCAUAUCAUAU
This is a messenger RNA of Impatiens glandulifera, 1001 nucleotides long. RefSeq names its product NDR1/HIN1-like protein 3. The record is from RefSeq and is a predicted model, not a curated record. The transcript has a single exon. Gene Ontology annotation, biological process: defense response to other organism. Lineage: Eukaryota; Viridiplantae; Streptophyta; Magnoliopsida; Ericales; Balsaminaceae. The coding region runs from base 201 to 887 and encodes 228 amino acids.